This is a messenger RNA of Hibiscus syriacus, 1165 nucleotides long. Its product is annotated as E3 ubiquitin-protein ligase RMA1H1-like. The transcript has a single exon. Gene Ontology annotation, biological process: ubiquitin-dependent protein catabolic process. Bases 414 to 1130 code for a protein of 238 amino acids. The record is from RefSeq and is a predicted model, not a curated record. Gene Ontology annotation, molecular function: ubiquitin-like protein conjugating enzyme binding; ubiquitin protein ligase activity; metal ion binding. Gene Ontology annotation, cellular component: endoplasmic reticulum. Lineage: Eukaryota; Viridiplantae; Streptophyta; Magnoliopsida; Malvales; Malvaceae.
UUUCAAAUAUUGAGGAAAGUUGAUAAUUUUAUGUGUUCUCCAAAGUUUACUGUUUCGUUUCUAACUUGAACAUAGCAAAGUUAGAAAAAAGGGUACGAUGCAGUGUUUUAUAAACAGUAACUUUUUUCACCAUCACCAAUGAGCUUUGGGGUUUAUUGGAUUUGCAGAUAGGUUAAUUGGAGUGUCAUUUCAAUUAAUGUGAUAAGGAAACCCCAAGUCAGUUAACUAUGUCUUCCGUGUAUAAUAUUGCUCGCCAGUCUCUUUUUGUGGCCCACCAUUCUUGUUUUAUAGCCAUUGUGCCGUUUUCAAGUUGUUGCCUUAUUUGCUAGAUUUGUUACUAAAUUGAUAUUCGGUGCUGAUCCUGUUUCAAUUUUGUCGUCUCAGAGAUCAAUAGUCUUGCAGUGUACAAAUCAAUGGCCUUUGAGCAAUAUCAUGCUCCGGAAUGGAAGACGGCCCCCAGUGCUGCAACAUCUGAGAAUUUUAACGGUAGCUUUGACUGCAAUAUCUGCUUAGACGUUGCGCAUGAGCCGAUUGUCACUCACUGCGGCCACCUCUACUGCUGGCCCUGCAUCUAUAAGUGGCUUCAUGUCCAAAGCGCCUCCCUCGACCCGGAUGAGCACCCACAAUGCCCGGUAUGCAAAGCUGAUAUAUCCCACAUCACCAUGGUUCCCCUUUAUGGUCGAGGCCAAUCCGAAACCGAGCUUAAAGGCAAACAGGCACUUUAUAGAGGCAUGGUGAUUCCCCCUAGACCUCCGGCUUGUGGCAACAAAGCUCUUUUGUCUCCUACAUCCCCGAAUACUCAGCAACUUACUUAUCGGAAUCCUUACCAAAACCAAGACUACAACCACCAUGAUUACUACCAAGACGAUUCUUCCGAACCGCCGAUGCUCAACCUCGGAGGCACCACCUUCACCGGAUUUCAUCAUCCGGUAGUCGGGAUGUUUGGAGAGAUGGUAUAUGCUAGGGUGUUUGGGAAUUCCGAAAGCUUAUACACUAAUCCAAACUCAUAUCAGGUGACAGAAACUGGAAGCCCCAGGUUGAGAGCGCAGGAGAUGCAGGCUGACCGGUCGCUAAAUAGAAUUUCGAUUUUCCUUUUCUGUUGUUUCCUUUUGUGCCUAAUCGUAUUUUGAGUUUUGUUUUUCGUAUUAUUUUAAGGGUGAAUUAA